Messenger RNA from Symbiodinium natans, 1794 nucleotides. Lineage: Eukaryota; Dinophyceae; Suessiales; Symbiodiniaceae. The record is from the annotation of a GenBank genome assembly.
AUGGCCAUCUUCGAUGAGAUGUGCGAAGGCUUCAGGCUAGUGGGUCACGGAACCAAGUCCGGGCUCUUUCGGCCGGGCGUCAGGCUGGCAUCGAUGUCGGAAAGCGAACUCAUGGAGUCGGCCCGUCGUCUGCGGCCUCAGCUCCUGUCGAAGGUGAUGCAAGAGAAGCAAGAUGAUUUUUCGGAGGAGCUCCAUGAGACAACAAUGAGGGAGGCAUCAGAGAAGGGGUGGCUCGAAGGGCCGUUCUCGCCUGCAGACAUGGACAAGCGUUUUGGGAACUGGCUGCCAGUUCGAAGAUUCGCGGUGGCCCAGAAGGGGAAGAUCAGGGCCAUCGAUGACUUUAAGGAGAAUCUCUUGAACAACGCCUACACCGCGGUGGAGAAGGUAGUUCUGUCUGCAAUGGACCACCUGCUAUGGAGCCUCCAGGUGUACCUGAGGUACCUCCUGCAUCGUGGCGAGGUCAGGCUUGAGCUCUCCUCAGGAGAGAUCCUGAGCGGGAGAGUCCACCCUUCGUGGGUCGCCAAAGAAGGGUCUUUGGUUGCGACCGCCCUUGAUCUUCGGAGCGCCUACAAACAGCUCCCCCUAAGUCCCCGGGACCAUGAUAAGACUGUUGUGGUUAUUAGGAACCAAGGCCAGCCGGCCUGCUUUGUUAUGCAUACGCUCCCCUUCGGGGCGGCAGCAAGUGUCGACAAGUUCCUUCGCAUCAGUGCUUUCAUUCAGGCCGCGGGGUGCGAGCUGUCCCUCCUGUGGACAAACUACUUUGAUGAUUUCCCCCUCGCUUCGAAUCAAACCACAUCCUCUUCCUGCAUAGCUGCCGCCAAAACCUUCCUGACUCUUAUGGGCUUCGAGUACGCCAGUGACACGCUGGAACCCUUCAGCCAGACGUGUGAAGUUCUUGGAGUCAGGAUUGACCUCACCCGGGCCGAGCAGGGCUUCAUUGAGGUCUGCAAUAAGCCUUCAAGGGUCCAGGAGGUACUCCAUCUCCUCGAUGGAGCGUUGGGUUCCCACAGGCUUGUUCCCGCUUCAGUGCCAACCUUUGUCGGCAAGUUGCAGUACGCGGAUUCCCAGGUGUGCGGCAGAGCCGGGAAGAUUGCCUUAGGCGACCUUAGGGUUAUGGGAGGGUCUGGCCGAUACCCCGUUAAUCUCAGUCAGGAACAGGUUGAUGCCCUCAAGGUUCUCAAGCUACGGUUCACACGGGGGAAGCCAAUAAGGCUCAGCUCCUCCGAACCAUCGAUGCCCCACGUCAUCUUCACCGAUGGCGUGCUCGAAGCUGGAAUUGCAUCCAUUGGCGGUGUCUUCUAUCCCACGUGCCGUGAGAUGCCAGCUGAAGUGUUCGGCGGCACGCUGCCGGAGGAGUUGCUGGGUCUCCUGAAGGGAGAUAAGGAGCACGUCAUAGGGGCCGUCGAGCUAUAUGCCGUAGCUGUGGCCCUUCACCUCUGGAUGCCCCGCCUUGCCGGCAGCAAGGUCCUGGUUUUCGUAGAUAACUGGCCGGCGUUGGACACCUUCGUGAAGGGGUCUUCCUCAGUGCCCGAGUGGCGCAAGGUCUUACUGUGCAUUGAGCGGGCUGCUUCGCGACGGUGCGGGAGCUCGCUGGACGACGGGCAGAGCUUCGCGCCCGCGGAGCUGCUGCCCCACGCGCGGCUCUGCCAGACGGUCACGUACGCCUCCUGCCAAGGCCUCACGCUGCGGGGGAGGGUGUGGCUCUGCGACGUCGAGAACCCGCACUUGUCGGUGAAGCACCUCUACGUGGGCGUGUCGCGGGCCACGGGCGCGGAGCUCCUGAGCGUGAUCUGA